AUGCCUCUGGCAAACCGGGCGAGAAGGAGCGAUGGGGAAGUCUAUGACCAACGAAUCGCGGACGCCCAAGAAAACGACCCUGUUCGGCACCACGCCCUCACACGGCUGCUCACAGGCACUGUUCACUUCAGAGCCCUCACACCCUCUGCCGAGUACAUACACGACCGCCUCUACAAACUCUGGAAACUGUUUCUCGAAAAACGACCACUUGGUGCGGAGCAUUGGCCAGUAGUCAUCAAGGAGGGGGUGGUUAUUCCAACACACGACCUUUUGAAGGACUUUGUUCGCUUCCUUGCCAUCGUCGUCCAGGGCAGAAUAGCUACCUUCGCCAAGAAGAAAACAAUUCAGUCGUAUCUCUGGACUUUCUUUGCGCUCUGGCGACGGCGAACAUUCGACUGCCUCCCCAAGAAUCUUCGCAACAAGACUUUCGACUACCUCAACUCAACCAACUUCAAACAAACCAUCACCCUCACCACAGCCUCCCGAACCAAAGAAUACGCCGACAUCAUCGACGUCGCCAUUCUCAUCAAGGAGAUCUUCAAGGACAAGACCUGCUUUCGCACUCAUCACGGUCGCAUUAUGGCCAUCUACGCCAUCCUCCUUGCCGCGCUUUCCAGCGAACGACCAGGCGCGAUUAUCGAAUCAUCUAACUAUCGCGGCUCCAACGAGGCGCUUGUUUGGGGCGACCAUCAAUUCUGGGUGAUCCACAACCCUGACGACACAUCCCGUCCGCUCAUCGCUCUCAUCACAACGAUACGCCUCCUCAAAGGUCUCCGAACCGAUGACUCUGCCACCAAGCAAUUCUUCAUCCUACAAGAACCAAGCUCACAUCGACUUGUCGACGGCCUCUUGUAUGCCCUCGUUCUUGCUUUCAAUGACGACAUCUUCCAGGACGUCAAAACCAUUGAAGAGAUCUUCCAUCCCAAAUACCCCACUACCGGUUCUCACAUGCUCAGAAUCAAGGCUGACAAGCAAAACCUGCCGGUAAUACGAAAAGAAACAAUGGUAAAUGGCAUGUGGUCCGUCGCAAACGAGCUGGCAAUGCCAUAUUCCAUGAUCGCAAAUCGUAUGCGGAUGCUCAGCCUCAAAGCCGGCUUCAGACAUUGGAUUACGUUUUAUUGCUUCAGGCGAGGGACUGCAAAUCGACUAGCAGGCGAAAUCCCCGCCGACGAACGGAAACUGCUCAUGGGACAUUCUUCAAACUCGAACCAGUUCUAUACGAGCUACAUGUCGCGCCGGUCGACGAUCGAUUUGGGGGCAAUUUUGGCUCAAAAUACCAACGGGCCAGACCCAGAACAUCAAACGGUAAUAAAGGCGCUGGGCGGGAUGUCCCACGAUUUGGAUCCUAAUGCGCCUCUUACUCUUAAUGCUGCCGAAGUCGCGGAGAUGCUCGCAGAGCCGGAAUUGGUCGAGCUGCGAGAAAAGCGAAAGGAGGUUUCGGAGCGCAUUGCGAUGGAGAAAGCCAAGUUGGAGGAGAUUCCCGAAGACGACGACGAGACCCACCAAGCGCAAUGUGACGUAAUCGAAACGCUGGAGGAGGAGGAGCUGUCUUAUUUCCAGAGCCACAAGGCAAAGAUCUCGACCGAGGAGCGCUUCCGAUUCGAGGAAAAACGGAAGAAAUACUUCGACGAAGCCUCGAUGCGGCAGCUGACGGGACAGCAAGGUGGCCCGAAGCGGACACCAAUGGCGAACAUUUCCGUCAAUUCACCUCGACGAGUCGCACCGCAGCAGUCGACUUCCGCCCAGAAGGAGAAUGCCCCGCGGGCACAUCCUGCGGUUACCAUUGAUAAUCGCUCAAUUCACUUUGUGUCUUGCGCCAAAGCACUCAUCGGUCUCCCGGCACGCCCAUCCGCACUGUGUUAUCCCGGCGAAGGGCCUACGCAAGAAGGCAAGUGCCCAGUCUGUGACGUUGAGCUUUCGCCUCAAACACACACAUUCAGCGCCAACAAUAUGGCAACCCAUAUUCACAAGUGUGUUCUUGAUGACGCUCGCAUCAAGGCAACGGCGGAGCUUGAGAAAGAGUAUUCUCCUCAGUUGUGUUGGUGGAAAACCUGCAAAGUCAAGGGAGUCUUCGAAACGCGCGCGAGUUUUGCUGCUCAUAUACGCCACCAUACCGAAACAGCCAAGAACGCAGGCUGGUCCGGCAGCAAAGCAGUCUGCCGUUGGGUCGAUGAGGAACAGCAGGAAGUGUGCGGAGAUAUUGAGUGCGACGAGGAGCACAUGGGCCGAGCUCACCAAAUUAACGUGUGGCCUCAAGUCCGUGUGGAGUACGACGCUCUUUCUUCGGAUACGUUUAUUGACAUUGACGGCGAUGGCGACACAUGGCGAGAGCGCUGUAACGAACAGUACAUGGAGCUCUACGAGCCAUUCGCGGUUCGCACAGAAGACGAGGUCGAAUUUGACACCAAAGGAGUCACUUUCUCAGAAGGAUGUGUUCUCUUCGAGAACGGCGAAGGGUUCGGUGGCGAGCGACCCGAAUACCACGGCCAUAUCGAACGCCUGGUUGCCCUCGCUGCCCCUUUUGCGUUCAUGAAGACAACCUUGACAUUGUGGAUCGCAUGCGCCAACAUUUCACUAACAACGCUUUCCAAUUGCAUCUCAACUAUCACAAAACGCAAGUAA
Molecule: messenger RNA, 2622 nt
Organism: Mycena indigotica
Lineage: Eukaryota; Fungi; Basidiomycota; Agaricomycetes; Agaricales; Mycenaceae
Exons: 7
Coding region: 1-2622 (873 amino acids)
Source: RefSeq, a predicted model, not a curated record